This is a messenger RNA of Exophiala mesophila, 324 nucleotides long. RefSeq lists its product as uncharacterized. Bases 1 to 324 code for a protein of 107 amino acids. The record is from RefSeq and is a predicted model, not a curated record. The transcript is spliced from 2 exons. NCBI's taxonomy places the organism in Eukaryota, Fungi, Ascomycota, Eurotiomycetes, Chaetothyriales, Herpotrichiellaceae.
AUGGCUACCAAAAUCAUGCUCUAUGGCGGCUCUGGCUGUAGCAGUGGGCUGGCAGCCGAAGAAAUGGUCAACCUCAGCCUCGAUUUCACCGUUGCCGGGCUAUCUGCUGACAAGGUGCAGUCUAAGGCCGCCGCUCUCAGAGCCGGCUCUAAGGUCUUUGCGCUCGGAUUGCCCGCAGAGGUCGAUGAGGCCAUUAAGGUCUUCACCGUCGCCUUCAACGUAAUAAGCCGUGAAGAUGCCGCUCUGAUGCGACCAUGCUCCUUGAGAAGUUCAAGCUUACGACUUGAGUACGCUCAAACAUGUAAAGGCACCAAGGAUGAGUGA